AUGUCAGAACACCCAGAAUCUGACGACUUUGAACAGCAACCUUUGCAUUCAAGAGUGACAGAAAAUUAUGGGGCAACAGUAGCCCGUCCGCGGAGCGCCGCAUCAAAACGUCCUUCCAAACCAAUAUGGAACUAUAUAUUAGCUAUCUCGAUAGCUUUGGCAUGUCUUGGUGCUAUUGGAAUAUAUGCAUCAAGAUUUGUGCCCUCUCCAGGAGCUAUUCAGACGUAUUAUGAAAAUGUGACGAAAAUACAAAUCCAUGGCAUCUCCUAUGAAGGAUGGGAUUCCAAGCCUGGGAAUCCAAAUAUUGAACCAAGUUUCUCUUCAGUGUCUCAUGGUGACGAAAAUACCUACAAAUAUCUCAAAUUGCGGGCCAAAAUGAGCGUAAGUUUCGAUCACGACCAAGCUCUCCCUUCGACUUCCAACUCAACCUCAGCUCGGCAGGAAAACUCACUUAUUAGGUUUUUUAGCCAGUCUGUCGUGAAAACGCUUUGUUUUGACCUCAAUGACAUGCAGGCCUAUAACGAUAACGCAACUGGCACUCAAAGCUUGGGAUCCGUUCACAUUCCACAAGCGGUAUGUGUCGAUUUGAGAGCGAAUACAACAACAGAAUUGGAUAUCCCAAUUGUGAUUCAUCCCAAUGCUCAAAAUAUCGCCUCCGUGAUUAUCAAAAUUUGGAAGCGUAAAUUUCACGAGCUCAAUCUUUGGUCCAGCUUGGAUGUUUCUUUAUCCAAGUGGGGCUUGUCCUUAGGAAGUGUUCAAAUACCCAAAUUGGAGUGGAAUGAUUUUUUAGACUGGAACCAUGUUCAAUCCUACAUUGAUCAAAUGCAUCAGGUUUUAAGAGAUCCUAUAAAAGUCAACGAUUUGCAGAUAAAUGACUCCGAUGAGGCUGUGAAAGUCCAGGUUGGUAUUUCGUAUGAUUGUCCCGGCUUUUUAAAAGGAUUUUUAGAGUCCCAGAAGGGUUUUUCAAUUCCUCCCACAUCGUGGACGGUUCGAAUGCCGGGCUGUCGCGCAAAUGAGCCAGUAGCUCUGCAAAACGCCGUUUUCGAGACACCUUCAGUGCCAGUAGAUCUUCUGUUGGCAAAAACCUCUCCUAACAUUAACAUAACAGGCCAAAUUUAUGGACCACUUCCCGAUGAGCUACUUUACCAGGUAUGUGACUCAGACGAAAAGAAUGUAGUUACGCCAAUCAACCUGUUUUUGAAAAAGGUCUUCAGCGCCACUGAAAGUGUUGACUUCCAAAUAUGCGGGCUUCACUCAGGAGAAACCAGUACAAGCUUUAUCCCGAAGUGCCUUUUAGACCAAAUCCUGCCAUCAAUUGUACAAGAAGUAAAAGCAAAUUUAACAAUAGACUCUGAUCAGUUGGUAGAGCAGGUCACUGUAGAUGGCUUGAAGUUAAAAUGGUCACAAAGAGGCUGGGACGACAAAAGGCUGGAAGUUAUGGGGAAAGUCAACACUUUGGUGAAUCUCCCUUUUUACAAUGCGACGCUUUCAAAGGAAGAAGAAACAGUGUCUAUUAAAAAGAUCAAGGGCCUCACCAAGCUAUUCCAUAAUGAUAUCCAUUUCGUGUCUGUUCCCAUGGAUGUUUGGCUCAACGCGAAGUCGGAGAUUUUAAGAUCUGCGGAUCCGGCUUACAUUCAGUUGCAGGUAUCUUUUGAUAUUUCAGGGCAGGAUGUUGUGGUUGUAGACAGACUUGAACUCACAAGAUGUUUAAAUGAAAUCCUAGUGAGAGGCCAAGCAACAGUUUAUGUCGAGGGGCAAUUGGAUUUAAUGAUGGAAACAAGGCUGGGUUCUUUUGUCUUGCUUGGAUUGGAAGGCGAUGGUACUACUAUCAUCAAAAAGUGA
Molecule: messenger RNA, 1842 nt
Organism: Lachancea sp. 'fantastica'
Lineage: Eukaryota; Fungi; Ascomycota; Saccharomycetes; Saccharomycetales; Saccharomycetaceae
Source: the annotation of a GenBank genome assembly